UUGGCUCAACAGAACCAGAAGAAAACCCAACUGAUGAUAACAUCAACAUGCCAAGCUCUCAUACAGGUGGCUCAGGUGAUGAAGAUAGAGAAGAUGGUGAGGAUCCACUGAUAACUGCUCUGAAGAAAAAGCUUAGAUCAACAAGGUCACCAGUGUGGGAUGAAUUUGAAAGGGACUGUAAAGUAAGAUACAACAGUAAAAAGAAUGCGAGGGAAGCUGUUGUACUAGGUACAUGCCAUCAUUGCAAGAAGAUAGUUGAUGCUGGUAGUCUCAGUGGUACUACAAGGUUGUCUAAUCAUCUAAAGAUUUGCCGAGACAGACCACAGAACAAGGCUGGACAACAACAGAUUGCUACUUCACUGAAAACAGCAGGUGGUAGAGUGCUUACAACACACAGAGCUUCAUUAGAUCCAGAGGUUGUUGAAGCAUUGUUAUGCUUAAGCGAUUGGUUGCCAGAUUUCAUUUGUGAUGAAGAUAUGGAAAUUUUGGAAACCGAAGACGAAUGAAGACAAGAGAGACCCUGUUUGAAUAUCUGUUAAGUUUUUACUUUCUUUAGCAUUUGCUUGUGCUUCUU
This is a messenger RNA of Papaver somniferum (opium poppy), 574 nucleotides long. RefSeq lists its product as uncharacterized. The coding region runs from base 48 to 506 and encodes 152 amino acids. The record is from RefSeq and is a predicted model, not a curated record. NCBI's taxonomy places the organism in Eukaryota, Viridiplantae, Streptophyta, Magnoliopsida, Ranunculales, Papaveraceae. The transcript is spliced from 3 exons.